AUGGCGGCUAUGGGUGUAGUAAAAGAUUGCGUGCCAGAUAUAAACACCAUCAAGGCGGAAGGAACCGCGCCAAAGGCGUUCAAGGAGAAGAUAUCCGUGCACAGCCACAUCAAGGGACUGGGCGUCAAUCCAUCGAUAUUCGAAGUAGACACGGCACUCAUUAACCCAUCAAGCGGUGCUACUGAUCCGAAGUACCAGGAAUACAUAGAUUGCUUCGAUGUUGGCUGCGGUCUAGUAGGCCAGUACAGGGCCAGGGAGGCUGCUCAACUCGCGGUGGAUAUGAUCAAAGAGAAGAAAAUGGCCGGAAGGGCGCUACUGUUCGCGGGGCCAAGCGGCAGCGGCAAAACAGCUCUGGCAAUGGCCAUAGCAAAAGAGCUUAACACAGCCGCGCCGUUCACAAUACUUUCAAGUACUGAAGUGUUCAGUACUGAGGUUAAGAAGACCGAGGUCUUGAACGAGGCGUUCCGCAAGUCGAUACACAUCAUUCUGAAGGAGGAAAAACAAGUGUACGAAGGGGAAGUCACUGAACUUGUGGCUGAGGAAACAGAAAACCCGAGCGGAGGAUUCGGUACUGUUCGCGACAUAAAUCCGUACAUGUGA
Babesia ovata is the source of this 600-nucleotide messenger RNA. Its product is annotated as DNA helicase. The transcript is spliced from 2 exons. Lineage: Eukaryota; Apicomplexa; Aconoidasida; Piroplasmida; Babesiidae. Bases 1 to 600 code for a protein of 199 amino acids. Gene Ontology annotation, cellular component: NuA4 histone acetyltransferase complex; Swr1 complex; R2TP complex. Gene Ontology annotation, molecular function: ATP binding; DNA helicase activity. The record is from RefSeq and is a predicted model, not a curated record. Gene Ontology annotation, biological process: box C/D snoRNP assembly; chromatin remodeling; regulation of transcription by RNA polymerase II.